Molecule: messenger RNA, 2077 nt
Organism: Funneliformis mosseae
Lineage: Eukaryota; Fungi; Glomeromycota; Glomeromycetes; Glomerales; Glomeraceae
Source: the annotation of a GenBank genome assembly
ACUUAUCAGAUUUUUGAGGAGUGAUUCAAAAUUAGAAGGUUUAGAACUUGACGAUAACUUUUUUACAAAGCUUCGUGAUGAAAAUAUCACCGGUGAUUUAUUUCUCAAGCUAACAGGAUGGAAUUUUAAGGAAUAUGGAAUAACGUUAAAACAAGCAUUAGAACUUGAAGACUACAUUAAGGAACUGUAUAAUCGAACAGGAGCAUUAGGAGUUCACUAUGUGAAAGGGUCUGGUUCAAAAUCAAGAAUGGAACAAAAUAUUGUCUUACUUGCUUCACUUCCACAAUUCACUAGCACUAUGGCAGACAAUAAGCCAUAUCCUGGCAAUGCGGCUCUCAUUACCUAUCUCGAUAAUAAUGAUCCGUCUAACUGGUCUUUUUCUGACUUCCUUUCCUCAAAUUUCAAUACGAUCGUAAAUUCACCACCUGAUGCAAGUGAUAUUAAUACUCUCAACGGUACUUGGUGGAAACGUUUCACUUUUGAAGUAGAGGCAAAAGGCCACAAGGCUGUUAAGGGUCAUCUUUUGGGCAUCCAAAAAAUUUUCUACAAUGUAAUUUCUACUCGAUUGGAGAUCACGCGACAACAAAACAUUACAAUUUCAAAGUCAAAGGUUAAUAUUAUUGCGGACAAGCAAGGCAUUAAUCUUGUGAGAGCAUCAUGUGAAUUUCAUGGAUCUGAAAUGAUUGCAGAGUAUUCACUUAAUCGAUCAAAUCCAAAACGAGACUUAAAUGGCGACGAUAUUGAGAGCUAUCUAUUUUCAAAAAAAAGACGAAGUACGGAUGAUUAUACAUCAACUCCGCCAAACAGGAUUAGAAAUUCUAGUCCUCAACCAUAUAAUGAAGAAUCAUCUUCGUCUGACUCUGAAAUUGCACCAGUUUCAUUGACAAAUGUAUUUUCUGAAGUACAAAAGCAAGAAUCUAAUAAUCUCACCGAAUCUAAUAUAAAAGCAACCGAUAGCAAAGGGAAAAAAUCGACUAGAGGUUAUAUCAACAAUGAUAUAGCUAAAGAGGUUUUAAUGACAUACGGAAUGUGCGUUUUACUAGGGAAAAAAUUAAUAUAUAGGGGGGUAGAUAUAUUGGGGUCUGCUCAUACUAAUAUGGGAAAAAGUGGAGCUACAAAAAGCCCUCUAUGUAUAGGAGUGAUCAAUGUUCAUAACUCGGAUUGCACAAAGUUUUUGUCCGAUGAAUUUAAAAAUUUCAUUUCAAGUCAACUUCAGGAUCCUGAAUGUCAAGCCAUUUACUUUGAUAAAGAACAACAUAUACCUAAGUUUGUGGUUGACUGCGAAGUGGAAGUAAUACAAUUCUUAAAGAAGUUUUCUGAUGUAGGUGAUCUGGAAUCUUUAGCUAAAUGCUUAAAUGAAAAUCAAAUCGAUAUGGGCAAUGCGUCUAAUGAUCUCAUAUAUGCACGAACGCUGUUGGAUCAUUUUUUCUUUAUGUACAAAAAUGAUAUUUUAUUACAACCAAUGUCUGAAUGCGAACUUAACACUUAUAUUUGGACACCGUUAAUUAGAAAGGCAUUUUUUGGAAGAGCUGAUAUGAAAUUAAGUUGCGGAGAGUUAGCUUCCAAUUCUUAUGAAAAAUUAAAAGAACUUUUAAAUAUUGGCGGUCGAAGUGCCCCUAGAUUGGAUGGGAAGGGUCUUCUAAAGGCAUUAGGAACAGAAUUACUUGUACAAGAAGACGGAGUAUUGAGUACACGUGGUAAAAGAAAAGGAGACUUGAAUAAAUUAGAAUAUUGUUUAAAAAUAAUUUUAACAACGCUUUAUAUCGCAUUACCGACAUCAGCAAAAGAUUACAUUACACAGAUUGAAGCAUAUAGUCUUCAAUCGAACGGAUUUCGUCUUACGGUAUCUGUAUCCAAAUACUUGUUUGAGAACGCUAUUAUUACUAUGGAUCUACAGGAUGUAGAAAUUCCCAAGACUGUAGAAGGUUUCCCGAAGUUGAUAAAAGCUAUUAAGGUGAUUCUAUCGUGGAAAUCACGCACUAGAAAAAAUACUCAGCGAUUUUAUGAAGUACUAAAAUUAGGCAAUGAACAUCUUGAAAACGGAACACAAUUUUCUCCUAAAAAGAUAUCCGCAUAA